AUGAACGAUGUCGAGUCCGCCAGGGCAAAGCUCGCCGAGCUGCUGCGGCAUCCGGAGGACCUGGACAAGAUCCCCGCCCUCAAAGCCGAGUUCACGCGCAAGAAGAACGCCAUUGACAGCCAGCUGCGCCAUGGCUUGAAGGAGCAGCUCGAAGUGACCCAGGCGGGCAUGAACAGUAUCAUGGAUGGGCAGAGGACGGUCAACCAGAUCAAGGAGGAGAUGAUGAAGAUUGACAAGCUCUGCGCCGAGGCGCAGAACAUGAUACAGGAUUUCCCGCAUAUCAAUCUGGUCGCGCAAACGCAUCGGAACUUCGAGCAGGUGGAGAAGAUGAAGAAGGAUAUCGACGCCUUUCCUCAGCGGCUGGAGAAUCUGGAAUACCUCCUCGCGCAGGACGACGAGGAUCCGGCGAAUCAGCCGAACCUGCUGCAGAUUCAUUUGGGGUUGACGGAGUUGCGGGAUAUCCGAGACCAGGCCAUGGAUCAGAUAAAGAACUCUGAAGAAGGCUCCAUGGAGCUCGUUGAGAACUUGACACUGGACUCCGGUGCUACAGUACAGGAUUACUUCGCCCGCCUGGACGAUAUAAUAGAGUGGUUCGACAAGCACAUUGGGGAAGCAUGCAUAAACCUUAUCGAACUCGUACAGUCAGGGAACGACGGUAUGGUUGUCAGGUUGGCGCUUGUCAUUGAGGAGGAGGAGAAGCAAGACAAGAAAGUAAAAGCGCUACAAGAUGCACAACGCGAAUACAAAGACCUAGCAUCACGGUUCAAAUCGAUUGCAACAGGGCCGAAGGAGCUGCGAGGGUACAAGGAGAAGUUCCUCAAGGCUAUUGAAUACGUAUGCCAGGCGCGUUUUGAGGAAGUCAAGGAAAAGUUCCAUGAGAAUCCGGACAGGCUGGAGAAGAGCUUCAAGUGGUUCUUCAACAACCUGCAUACUGUCAAGGUAGGCAUGCAAACACUCAUGCCGAAAAAGUGGAAGAUCUUCCGCACCUACUGCGACAUAUACCACAAACAGAUGCACGACUGGCUCAUCGCGCAAGUUGAGGAUGAGGGUCUACUGCCGCAACAGAUGCUGGCGAUCAUCAGUUGGGCGGACAAGUACUACGAGAAGAUGCAAAAGCUUGGAGUGCCUGAAGAGGAUCUCACCCCUCAUGUCAUUGACAACCGAUCAAGCGACCUUGUCCGCGAGUACCGCCAGAACAUCGUUAGGGCAGUGGAAGAAUGGAUGGACCGGAUAGGAGUCAACGACAAGAAGCAGUUCCUCGAGCGAGACGAGAGCGCGCUCGAAACGGACGAAAAUGGCGUGUUCCGUACUAAGACCCUUGGCGAUUCCUGGCGAGUCUUGAUGGAGAACCUCACAGUUGCUGCUAGCAGCCAACGAACAGACGUCGUGGAGGGCGUCGUGGACGCAAUGUUCCGUGUCCUCUCGUCUCGCCAACGAAUGUGGCAUUCCCUCCUCGACGCCGAAAUAGCAAAAUACAAUUCAAGCGCCGACCAGGACAAUCUCCAAAGCUUGCAGGAUUGGAUUAUCACCAUCGCCAACGACCAAAUCAAUUGUAUAGCCGACGACGACGAAGACCAUCCCUCGUACCUCGCGGUCUUAGAACGCGCCAUCAUCCCAGAAGUCUCCCCCGCCUACACCAAAAUCAUCGACGCUCAAAUCACAAACUUGCGAGACGAAUACCUGGGCCUCGCCAUAGCAUGCAUCCACGCCUUCGUCUCCCUCAUCUUCCUCACCGACUUCAAACCCAUCCUAGGCGAAUUCUUCACAGCCCACUGGUACAGCCAGAAACGCAUGAGCGCCAUCACAACCACGUACAAAGACUACCUGCAAGAUUAUAUGAAAGUGGUUCAUCCUAGUUUGCAGGAGAUCCUGCUCACAGAGCUCUCCGACGAACUCCUCAUACACUACCUCUCGUCCGUCCGCAACAAAGGCGCCAAGUUCCGUCGCGCAGAUCCCUUCACGGGCAAGAUCAAGGAAGACGUCAUGACGGUCUUUGAUUUCUUCAACUCGUAUACCGAUGCCGACGCGUACAACGAUAUUCGCAAUAAGUGGCGCGCUGUGAAUGAGCUGGUGCGCCUGAUCGAGGCGGAUAAGAGUCAAGUGCCGUUUGUGUAUGAAGAGGUUAAGAUGCAAUAUCCGGAUGUUCAGAUCAGUUGGGUGGAAGCGGUGCUCAGGGCGAGGGAUGACUUUGAGCGGAGUAUGCUGAAUGCGGUGAAGGCGAAGGCGGCGGAAAUCAGCGUGCAGAGUGGAUCUGAGACUAUCUUCAGCAAGGUUAAGUGA
Messenger RNA from Westerdykella ornata, 2280 nucleotides. RefSeq names its product exocyst complex component Sec6. The transcript is spliced from 2 exons. NCBI's taxonomy places the organism in Eukaryota, Fungi, Ascomycota, Dothideomycetes, Pleosporales, Sporormiaceae. Gene Ontology annotation, biological process: exocyst localization; exocytosis. Gene Ontology annotation, cellular component: exocyst. The record is from RefSeq and is a predicted model, not a curated record. The coding region runs from base 1 to 2280 and encodes 759 amino acids. Gene Ontology annotation, molecular function: SNARE binding.